AUGCGUCGGGCUCGACCGCCUGGACAAGACAACACACGGCUGGCGGCACAGCCUAUGGCGGCGAACGGCCCUGCGCUGGACGGCCGAGGAGGGGUUUGUGGUUCUGCUAAGACAGACAAUGUCAAACUUCACGGAUUUCCUAAAGAUAUAAAUCUGAGGGAAAAAUGGGUUGCUCAAAUAAAAAAAAAUGUUCCUAUUAUCAUAAAUCAGUAUACUAGGCUCUAUAGCAAACAUUUUACAAAUGAUGAUUACUAUCAAUCAUCCUUUGGAAAUGAUAUAUUGAAGGCAGAUGCUGUACCAUCUAGGUUCUUCUGUUCAAGAAAAUCAUUACUCCCAGAAUUUGAAAUUCGCGCAUCAAUGUCCACAAAUAAACCUAUUCUUACAGUAAAUGACAAUCUUGAGAAUCUUAUGUUAGAAGAAGAAAUAGUAGUAAAUGGUUAGUAUACAUUACAUAAAUUAAAACUUUUCCAUAUUUAUUUUUUAUAUGUUUAUUAUACAAGAUGAAAACAAUUCUGCAAAAAGUUUAUCAGAUAUAGAGAAAUAGUAGUAAAUGGUUAGUUUAUAAUUAUAACACAAAUUAAAACUUUUCCAUAUCUAUUGUUUAUAUGUUUAUUAUAGAAGAUGAAAACAAUUCUACAGUUUCAAUGAAUAAUGAUACAUAUUAUGAUACAGAAGUGACUACUCUGCAAGAAAAUGAAAAUAUUGAUAUUA
Messenger RNA from Acyrthosiphon pisum (pea aphid), 711 nucleotides. RefSeq lists its product as uncharacterized. Lineage: Eukaryota; Metazoa; Arthropoda; Insecta; Hemiptera; Aphididae. The coding region runs from base 1 to 441 and encodes 146 amino acids. Gene Ontology annotation, molecular function: sequence-specific DNA binding. The record is from RefSeq and is a predicted model, not a curated record. The transcript is spliced from 4 exons.